UUAGGCUUCGGAAGAGUCAUCUGAGUCAUUCACUGGUUCGCCUGAUUAUCGAUGGUCGAUCAAUAAACAACCUUUUUCAACUACUGCAAUAUCAGAAGCUCUGUUUAGAUUAUAUCCUAGUUUAAUACCUAAAGAUGACCCUGAAUGGUUCUGUAAUAAAGCACAGUUGCAAUACCAAAAUAUUUGUGUACCAUGGAAGAAAAUACGUUACGAUCUAAAGAUAUUUUGCUACGACUACGCGGAUGUAUGCGAAGUACCAAAUCAUAAUGGUGGUAAUAUAUUCGAUGAUGGACGGCCUUUCGGGCAUGGUCAAAAGCAAACAGAUGGAACAGUUGGUGUUGGAAAUAGUUUUGCUCUAGGUCUUGGACCUGUACCAGGUUUUGAAGUAGUUGCAAGCCAAGGUGUUGAUGUUGGCCCAAUUGGUGGCUUUGUGCUGAACAAAGGCAGUGAAUUAGGUAUUCUCGGAGAACGGAUCGGACGGGGACCAGCACGAUCUAUUGACGGCUUAGCUCAUGGCUAUUCAACUUUCGAUCCUUAUUCUUUCACGCAACGACAAACUGCUGACUUACAGCAAAAUUUGUUUCGUUCUCUUGGACUGGGCAAUUUACCUGCACUAGGAAACUGUUAG
This is a messenger RNA of Thelazia callipaeda (thelaziosis nematode), 628 nucleotides long. NCBI's taxonomy places the organism in Eukaryota, Metazoa, Nematoda, Chromadorea, Rhabditida, Thelaziidae. The record is from the annotation of a GenBank genome assembly.